GUAGUGCCGCCGGCUGCGGCGGCGGCUGUUCUGCUCAUUACCGCCACACGUUUCGCGGACGCCGGUCGACAUUCGUCUGCGCACCCGUCGUCGUCCACUGAACGUCCGAUUUUCGUCGAAACCUCGUCGCUUUUUUAUUAAAUUUUCGAGUUUUUUUUUUUCUCAGAAAUUUAAAAAAAAGAUACUCUUAAAAAGACUUAUUGAAAAACGUUUUAUUAUUUUUUUCUCAAAAGACGAAUAAUAAUAAUUUUUGUGUCUUUUUUUUUUUUUAAUUUAAAAUUUGUGCGUUGCGUUUUUUAUUUUGGGAUUUUCCAAAUUUUUUUUUUUUGUGUUAAUUCGGUUUUUUAAAAAAUACUUUACAUCCCGGCCAUGGUGGUUGUCGGCGCCGUCGUUGUUUAAGUACCGGACCUAGACACCGCGUUGGAUAACAACAAGACAGGAGGACAAGGCCAACGAGAAAGAAAGGCAGGAGCCGAGAAAAAAGUCCUAACCGGAAUUUCCAAGUUUUCCAAGUAUGGUGCCGACAAUGGAGGUGAGCCUUAAGAAGGAAUCGCCAAUAACGUACAGCAACGGCAAGCGGCUGUUCACCAUCGACCAGAAGGUGGACGCCCUGGUCCGCAUCAAAAUGACCGGCUGUUCCAAGGCCGAGGUGGCCCGGAGCCUGCACGUGGCCGAGUCGACGUUCCGCGGUUGGUUCAAGAACAAGGACAUCGUCAUGAAGGCGGAGGCCAAGUACAACGAGCUGAAGACCAAGUCGACGUCGUCUUCGGACGGUUACAAGUCGGACGACAACCGCUCGAAGCGGUCGUUCUCCGUCGAGUCGGACAACAAUUCGUCGACGUGCUACACGGACGAGCGGGAAGGCAGCCGGUCGCGGUUCAGCAGCCCGGACACGUGCGCCGCCCCGGCCGUCGUCCGCCGCAGUCCCGAUCAACACCAGCAGCACACCAACAUCACCAUACCCCACAUCCAGCAGCAGCAGCAGCAACAGCAACAGCAACAACAGCUACAGCAGCAGCAACUCACCAACAACACACACCUGGCAGCCGCAGCGGCCGCGCACCACCACAUAUCCUCCCUGGGCCUUUCGGGAGCGUCGGCCGCGGCAGCCGUGGCCGCCGCAGCAGCAGCAGCGGCCGCCGCCGUCGAACACCCCGGUCUCAGGCUGAGUCCAGCCGAUCUGCACAGCAAGAUCAACAGUUACUUCAGCCCGGCUCCACUGUCUGCGUCGCGACCACCCGUCUCGGACAUUUUUCUCCCUCCGGCGUACGCCAUCGACAACUGUUACAACAAGUCCAGCUUCAUCAACACCAUGGUGACGGCCACGCUGAUGGAACCUCAGGCGCUGGACCUGUCGACGCACUCGAGGAACAAGUGUAAGGAUUCCUUGCCACCGUUGUCGGCGUGCACACAGGCCACGCAGACCAGCCCGAAAAUAGUCAGACACAAUUUCUACAGGAACCUGUACAAGCCGUACGCGUCCCGGUGCAUGCAGGAAGAAAAGGUAUAAAAGCCCGGGCCGGCAAUACACUACCACCACGUUGCCCGUUCAAGCACCGCACCAGUCAACGCCGCCCACAACAUCUAUUUGUCGUGCACGCCGUGAGGGGCAAGGGCGAACCAUACGAAAAACGCUCUCGUGUCCCCCGAACCAACUCUCAAACACACAUACACACUUACACACAUACAUCUACACACACACACACACACACACAAACCAA
This is a messenger RNA of Adelges cooleyi (spruce gall adelgid), 1721 nucleotides long. RefSeq names its product homeotic protein spalt-major-like. Gene Ontology annotation, molecular function: DNA binding. The transcript has 5 exons. Lineage: Eukaryota; Metazoa; Arthropoda; Insecta; Hemiptera; Adelgidae. The record is from RefSeq and is a predicted model, not a curated record. Bases 515 to 1510 code for a protein of 331 amino acids.